This is a messenger RNA of Microthlaspi erraticum, 1314 nucleotides long. NCBI's taxonomy places the organism in Eukaryota, Viridiplantae, Streptophyta, Magnoliopsida, Brassicales, Brassicaceae. The record is from the annotation of a GenBank genome assembly.
AUGUCCGAGUGCGACUUAUACGACCUUCGCUUCUCGGGGAACUCUCUAUCCUGGAGAGGAAUAAGAAACAAGCAUCUUGUCAUAUGUAGAUUAGACAGAGCUAUGUCUAAUAGCGCAUGGGCUGAAGAAUACCCUUCACGAAGAAGUGAAUACCUGAGUUUCGAGGGGUCGGACCACAGACCGAUAAUAACGAACUUUGACACCACCAGAAAGAAGAGGAAAGGGAUCUUUCGCUAUGACCGAAGACUCAAAGAGAACGUGGAGGUGAAACAACUGAUAACCGAAGCCUGGAAUACAAAGGAGCUAAACACUGUAGAAGGCAAGAUAAGUAGAUGCAGACGAGAAAUAAUCCUCUGGAAUAAAAAAAGGCAUCUCAAUAGCCAAGAGCAAAUUGAGAAAUACCGUCAAAAGUUGGAGGAUGCAAUGACGGAGGAGCUAAACAAUGCCGUACUCAUCGAAGAAGUAAACGCCCUCCUGAAAAAAGCAUACGAUGAAGAAGAAGCUUUUUGGAAACAAAGAAGCAAGCAACUAUGGCUAGCGCUAAGGGAAAGCAACACAAGCUAUUUUCAUGCAGUCACGAAAGGGAGAAAAUCAAUCAACAAAUUCUCCGUCAUAGAAAAUGAAGCAAAUCAGGCAGUGUACAGAGAGAGCGAAAUAACGAAAGUAAUCACUGACUAUUACCAACAGCUAUUCACAUCACAGGACGGCGAAAGAGAAGCAAUAGUGACACAAGCGCUGAAGCCAUGUAUCUCGGACAAGACUAACAAGGAGUUAAUAAAGAUACCUUCCCCGACGGAGAUAAAGCAAGCACUAUUCUCCAUCCACCCAGACAAAGCGCCAGGUCCCGAUGGUUUCUCGGCAUGCUUCUUUCAGUCAAACUGGAACACAGUGAGAGUUAAGCUUAUCUCAGAGAUUCAACAAUUCUUCGCUACAGGCAAUCUGCCAAAAAACAUCAGUGCAACACAUGUCAGGCUCAUACCGAAGAUCACAAGUCCAAAGAAAGUCUCCGACUACCGACCAAUAGCGUUAUGUAACGUAUAUUUCAAAGUGAUAUCAAAAAUCCUCACCCUAAGGCUACAACCAAUCCUCCACGACAUGGUCUCGGAAAAUCAAUCAGCCUUCGUGCCACAGCGAGCAAUCUCGGACAACGUCCUCAUCACGCACGAGACACUGCAUUACCUGAAGACGUCAAAAGCAAAGAAGGAAGUUUAUAUGGCGGUAAAAUCGGACAUGACAAAAGCGUAUGACAGGAUCGAGUGGGAGUUUGUCAGAUUGGUCCUAAAACGGCUCGGUUUCCACUCUAAGUGGAUAUAA